CCACAGUGCUCGAUCGGUUAACAUCUUCACUGGACUACUAACUCGGCAUAGUGUCGCAUUCGUUGUGCAGUGUGAGCCGAAAAUUUCCCCCCAGCAGAAAUAGGAUCCGUCUCGGAGGAGAGUAGUGCACAGAAAAGUGAUGUGUUUGUUCUUUUGAACCGCAGAGAUAUCCGGAGACAGGCGGCCGAGCAGUCUGCAUUGGUCCAGUGACGGGACUGCACGUGUUCUGUGUUUUUGGGAGGAUUGUAAAGUAUCAAACUGAAGGCUAAUCAACCAUGGGGAUCAAAACGAGUACACUCAUUUUGGCUGUGUUAUGUAUGAUAUCAUCACAAGUGUUUGCUCAACAAAGGGUAGAUGUGACCAAUCAGGAAAUCCGCGAUGCCAUCCUGUCGCUGGUGCACUCGUACAAUCUCCUGGACAACAAGCUGGAACGCCACGAACAACGGGAGCGGUCACUGGGCGAGCAGGUUAAGAAGGGACUGAUAACGCUGCAAAAGAACCAGCGGAUAUUUGAACCACUCAAGGGGACCAUCACGAGACUGGAGGAACGUGUCGGUAGCAUCGAGACGGCACUCCUCAACCAAGAUGAAAAGAACACGAUGCAGCAGAUAAAGCUGAGCGAAACUCUCGAGGGUGUUCUGCGCUGGUUGAAUGACAAUGCACACGCGCUGGAAGCUAGAGCUAAUCCGGAAUCGCGGCCAGAUGAGGACUCGGAGGGACUCGGAGGAAAGAUGGAAGAGCUUACCGAAAGUAUUAGAGAAUUGCGCCGGGAGAUGGCCGAGCUGAAAUUAGACAGAGAUUCCAUUGAGCAAACCAACCGUAACCUGUUGGAGCAAGCGGAGAAACUGGUCACGGCCAAACUGGGUUCAUCGGACGACAUUAUCGGCAAGAUCGAGGAACGGCUGUCCUCCUACUAUAACAGCCCGGUGGUUAUCUCCCACUCGAACGAUGACUUCGAAGAGAAGGUCAUCAAGAAGCUGGACGCCAUCGAUGCCAACGUGAAGGACAGCCAUUCAUCCCUAUCGGCUCCAAUCGCCAACGCAGGGUCAACCGUCGAUAAGGAGUUCGUUCAUGGAUUGAUCAAUGAAACACUGGAGGCGAUCGAAGAUAUGCGCCUUGAGGUGCUGACGGCAUCCGAUAAGAGCUUCUCGAAGACGGCGACCCGUAUCAAGGAGAACAACGAAGUGCUGCAGUCUUCGGUGAAUGAAAUUUUGAAGACAUUGUCGGAGGAAAUUGUCGACACCGAAGCAUUCUUCUCCGGCACCAAGAAGGACAUUGGCUCGCUGAAGGACGAAAUAGCGGCGUUGAGCAGACUGGAGAAGUUCCUGCUGCAGACAGGUGAAAAUGUUUUGGAUGCAAAGCGUGGCAUUGAUUACGGCAUACAUCAGAUUCUGCGGGAGGUGACGGAAGUCGUGAAGGCCAAUUCAAAGGAGUUGAACUUGACUGUCACCAAGCGGUUCGAUGAAAUCGGAGCCACGAUUCUGGACAAUCACAAUGGAGCGUUGAGCAAUCUUAGCUCAAAGAUUGAAACCGAAAUCAGCCAGGUUUGGAGACAGAUCGGUAUUAUGUAUCAGGAAAUUUCUUCGAGCAAACAAUCUCUGGAUCGUCUACAGCAGCAGACUGAAGCAUACGUGAAUGGAACGCUGAUGACCAUGGAUAGCAUGGAAGGAAAGGUAUCGCUGAUUACCGGUCGCAUGUCCGAGGUAGAUUCGAAUCUGAACUAUCUGCUGGGUCGUCUAUCGUUGGUGACUCAGGAGUUCAAUCUGAUCAAGCGUGGUCUUGGUCAAGCGCUAGAUGAAAUAAAGAGUAGCUUCAUGGAGGUCCAGGAGCGGGUGAAAGGGCCCGGGCCGCAUAAGAUUUCUUCCGAAGAGGUGGACGAUUUCAACCAAUCUCCUCCGGCGAAUUGAAGUUACUUAGGAUAGCACUGUAGGUGGUCCAGUAGUAGGUCUUAGAGUUCUGUAUUUGGAGCUGAUAGAAAUGAAUGCGAUGCUAAAGUUUUUUUUAUUAGAUUUUAGGUAGAUAUCCGUGUGCUUAAGAAUCGACAGAUUAACGCAAUAGUUCGGUAGAUUUAUUGCUGUAGGAUUAAUUUGACGUUUGCAUGUACUUGAAGAAGAUGAAUAAAGUAUUUUGAUGACAUUUAAAA
Molecule: messenger RNA, 2143 nt
Organism: Ochlerotatus camptorhynchus
Lineage: Eukaryota; Metazoa; Arthropoda; Insecta; Diptera; Culicidae
Exons: 7
Coding region: 276-1907 (543 amino acids)
Cellular component (GO): plasma membrane
Source: RefSeq, a predicted model, not a curated record